AUGCCAGUCCAUGUGAAACAGCAGCAGGCACAACAAGAUCCUCAUCGCAAAGGUUAUGCCGAUCCAAAAUAUUUUCUAAACCCCACAAUGGAGGGAAAAGUUGGAACCAAGUAUUUUGCUAAUGUCAAGGGUUAUGGCCUUGACCUGGAUACUGUCAUGGAACUGAAAGAGAAGAAUUGGCCUCCCUGGAUGAACACGUCGCUCCACAAAGGUACGUUCCCCAACAACCUGGACGCCGGGGCGGACAUGAUUCUUCUGUUGAUGGAAGCCGUUAGUCGCUUUACAGGUGGUCACGUCCCACCGUUCUUUGAAGUCAUCAACGAACCAGGGACUCUCUUUGCUACUGUUCAUUGGUCAGACAUUAUUAAAUAUCAUCAACUCGUUGUCACGAAACUGAAAAAGAAGUUUCCUGCCAUGAAAAUCGGUGGGCCGACUAAUACAGGAGCCAUACAAAAUGCAGAUCGUCAUGAUUUCAAGAUCUGGAAGAAACUCAGAGAUUUCAUGGACAUGUCUUUGAACCUUCUGGAUUUUUUCUCCUUCCAUGCUUACAAUCACGUCCACAAAAAUGGAGACACGCAUGCGUGGAGCGGGAUUAACGAAGCUCGUCUGGUCGCCGUCAUUGACCUAAUUGAGAGCUACGCCUGGCACAAGAAAGGGCGAUCUGUUCCCCUGAUAGUCAGUGAAUACGGUCUUGGGGGUGACAAUGUGAAGAUUGACACACAGUCAGAUUUCGACGAAUGGGCGUUUGCUUAUAUGCACAAUUCCCACAUGUCCACUUACUUGAACUUCCGGGGCGAUAUAGACAGAACUAUCGCUUUUCUGUUGAGUAAGAGUGUUAAUUUCGCCAGCGCAAGUUUAUUUCGACAUGGCGACUAUACUCACGUUGCGAAAGCAUAUCAGUUCUGGCAUCACUUCAAUGAAAGCCAUAAAUUCCUACGCGUGCACAGCGAAUUUAACAACGACGAAAGACGCAUUUCUCCCUUGGCCCUGGUCAACACACACAAGAAGGAGAUAGACGUCAUUCUUCACAGUUACCAUCAAACUCCAGAACGUGUGAAGAUCAAAUUUGAGAAGCACUGGGCGCAUGCUCCCUCGGUCAGUUCCACCUGUUUCUACCUGAAUUCGCAUAGAACACCUGUUUUGUUAGAGGACCAGACCAUUUCCUUCGAGGAUAACGUUUUUACCCUUCCAGCUGAGGCCUCGUGCUACGUCUCCAUCAAGUCCACAUACAACUUCAAAACUAUCCCCACCGUCCAUGAGCACACCUACUAUGCUACCGAAAUGGUAAUACCUAUAAACAGUCACACAGUCCUCACCACUGUCAACAUACGUUCACUGGGCGCUGUGAGAUACGCAUUUCUCCGUAUAGGCGUUAGCAUGAGCGACAAAACGGCCGAAACUAAACCCAAGACAGUCCAAGUCAAUGGUCACACAGUCACAUCGAGCUACAUGCAGUUUGGACCAGGCGGGCAAUACAUGGAAACGUUGUGGGAUGUCUACGUAUUUGAGGUGCCUACCAGAACCUUGAAACAGCAUUCCAACGCGGUUCAGCUUAUAUUUGCCCAAAAGGGCGGUUACGUCUCUACCGUGGCCAUCGUGGCAGGGAAUGUACCAGGAGAUGGGAGCAUCAUCGGUUGA
Messenger RNA from Liolophura sinensis, 1638 nucleotides. RefSeq names its product beta-porphyranase A-like. Gene Ontology annotation, biological process: polysaccharide catabolic process. The record is from RefSeq and is a predicted model, not a curated record. The transcript is spliced from 3 exons. NCBI's taxonomy places the organism in Eukaryota, Metazoa, Mollusca, Polyplacophora, Chitonida, Chitonidae. Gene Ontology annotation, molecular function: hydrolase activity, hydrolyzing O-glycosyl compounds. The coding region runs from base 1 to 1638 and encodes 545 amino acids.